AUGGUCUUCCAGUCGGCUAUCACUCCAACUGACACACCAAAUGAUGCUCACACACCUGUCAAUGCUCAUACACCUUCAGCAUUAUCUCAGACUCAGGGAUCAGGAUCAGGGUCAGGAUCAGGAGCAGGAGCAGGAGGAUCAGGGUUGCCACACAGCCAUUGUAAAAUUUUAAUUGAUAAAGAAAAUGAUAGAGAUAAAUUACUAAUAACCUAA
Messenger RNA from Loa loa (African eye worm), 213 nucleotides. RefSeq lists its product as hypothetical. NCBI's taxonomy places the organism in Eukaryota, Metazoa, Nematoda, Chromadorea, Rhabditida, Onchocercidae. The record is from RefSeq and is a predicted model, not a curated record. The transcript has a single exon. The coding region runs from base 1 to 213 and encodes 70 amino acids.